Penicillium daleae is the source of this 603-nucleotide messenger RNA. RefSeq names its product GNAT family N-acetyltransferase. The transcript has a single exon. The coding region runs from base 1 to 603 and encodes 200 amino acids. The record is from RefSeq and is a predicted model, not a curated record. NCBI's taxonomy places the organism in Eukaryota, Fungi, Ascomycota, Eurotiomycetes, Eurotiales, Aspergillaceae. Gene Ontology annotation, molecular function: acyltransferase activity, transferring groups other than amino-acyl groups.
AUGUCACAUGCAGUGGUAGAACUAGCACAGGCACCAGACCUGCCAUCCAUCGGCACCCUCCACGCCCGAGCCUACCACCCAACAAGAGAAUGGCACCGCCGAAUCUUCCCCACCUCCGUCGCGCCCUGGUGGGAAUACAAAUACAGCCUAGACAUCGCAGAUCCCAACAACUACGUUCUCAAAAUCUCAUUCUCCGACACUCCAACUACAGUUCUGGGUCUGCUCUCUCUCCGCAAAUACGCAGCCAACGAAAAAGGAGCCGGACGGUGGACGUCUUGCUUACCACCGCCGGAAGCUGACAGGGAAGCGGUCGACACCAUGGUCAAAGCGAUGAUCGAGCACCGCGAGCGAUACAUGCUUGGGCGUGUACAUCUUUGCAUUGAUCAUUUUGGAGUUGAUGAUGCGUAUCAGGGGCGUGGGAUGGGGAAGACGCUUAUGGCGAAGGCGUGUGAGAUUGCAGAUGCUGAGGGACUGGAUAUUUUUGUUGAGGCUAAUGAGUUUGCGGAGAGCUUUUAUAAGAGUUUCGGGUUUGAGGAGGAGGAUAGACUUGCUCUUCCUCCUGAUGGUGUGACGCAGUGCUUUCUUAUUCGGCGAGCUAGGUGA